AUGACCGAGCACAAUAUGGUCGCCAAAAUCCUAGGCGAAUUGGGCCUGGUCACCAUGUGGCAGUCGUCGCGCGACAUCAAGCUGCUGUGUGCCCAGCGUUUCGUGCGCAUGUUUGCCUACUUCGGCUCCACGCUGAUUCUAGUUUCAUAUUUGUCGGCCAUGGGCAAUUCGGACGACCGCAUCGGCCUCUUCAUGACGCUGACCCUGGCCGGUGAUGUCGUGAUCAGUUUUUUCCUCACCCUCUGUGCCGAUGCCAUGGGUCGCCGCGCGGUUUUGUCGCUCGGCUCCAUCCUCAUGGCCGGCAGCGGGGUUGUUUUUGCACGAUUCAAUAAUUACUGGGUACUGUUGGCGGCCGCGGUCCUUGGUGUGAUCAGUCCCAGUGGAGGUGAAAUUGGCCCCUUCCGCGCCAUCGAGGAGUCCACGCUGGCGCAUCUCACGCCGGAGGAGCAUCUGAGCGAUGUUUUCGCCUGGUACUCCCUCAUCGGCACCGCAGGCUCGGCCUUGGGCAGUUUGAUCUGCGGAUGGAUCCUGACUUCGCUUCAGUCGAUCCACGGUUGGGAAUUUAUUCCUGCGUGUCGCGCCUUCUUUCUGGUCUACGCGGGCAUCGGCGUGGUCAAGCUCCUUCUGACCCUGACCCUGAGUCACAAAGUGGAAGCAGCGCCGAAAGCAAAGAACCAAGAGGCGCAGGCCCAGACACCAGACCAGGGACAGGAGAAUUCGGAAACCCGACCGUUGCUGGCUGACCAGAGCCAGUCUGAUCAAGCCCCACCGAAAAAGAAGAAGCUCUUCCAAUCGAUUGAGAAAGACCUCUUGUCGCUCGUGAUCCGGCUGUUUAUCCUGUUCGGGCUGGAUGCCUUCGCGUCCGGUUUGGCAACGCAGUAA
This is a messenger RNA of Penicillium lagena, 882 nucleotides long. Its product is annotated as MFS transporter. Gene Ontology annotation, biological process: transmembrane transport. Bases 1 to 882 code for a protein of 293 amino acids. Gene Ontology annotation, cellular component: fungal-type vacuole membrane. The transcript is spliced from 2 exons. Gene Ontology annotation, molecular function: transmembrane transporter activity. NCBI's taxonomy places the organism in Eukaryota, Fungi, Ascomycota, Eurotiomycetes, Eurotiales, Aspergillaceae. The record is from RefSeq and is a predicted model, not a curated record.